CACCCCCCACACUCUCCCAGCACACAAAAGCAGUGCAAUUAGCUGUCUUAAGAGAGCUGAGGCUUUACCAGCUGUGAGCCGAAAAUAAUAAAAUACCUCAGAGGCAGAGCACAGGCAGGGAAGGUGGCGGCGGCGGCUGUAGGAGAACACAAAUAGCUGCCAUCAGCAUCUGAAACAAAGGGACAGCUCCUUCCAAAAAAGGGCCAGCACUGAUGCAUCCAUCCAUUCUCCCAAGGAGACAGCUGGGCCCACCUGCAUUUCUCUUAAGACACUGGACAUCCUAAGGAGAUCCCUGCCCUAGGAGGAGGAAUGAACAGCUGGGAUACAGGAGUGGUUGUCUUUGUUCCUCAGUAGAGAGAACAGGCAGGCGAACGACCAAGCCUCCCGGCACGUGACACUUUGUGUGACCACAACCCCUCCAGGAGCAACAUGGGCACCACGGAGGCCACGCUGCGGAUGGAGAAUGUGGAUGUGAAGGAGGAGUGGCAGGACGAGGACUUUCCCAGACCUCUCCCAGAAGAGACAGGAAUGGAGUCUCUGGGCAGCCCUACAGAAGACGAGAACACAUCUUCUCCUCCUAACACGUUAAACUUUAACGGGGCGCAUCGUAAGCGUAAGACGCUCAUAGCACCUGAAAUCAACAUUUCACUGGACCACAGUGAGGGCUCCAUCCUGUCUGAUGACUUCCUGGACACCCCUGAUGAUCUGGACAUUAACGUGGAUGACAUUGAAACCCCAGAUGAGACGGACUCCCUGGAGUUCCUGGGAAAUGGGAAUGAGCUGGAAUGGGAAGAUGAUACACCUGUAGCCACAGCCAAGAACAUGCCUGGGGACAGUGCUGAUCUGUUUGGGGAUGGAGUGGCAGAAGAUGGCAGCACUACCAAUGGGAGACUCUGGAGGACUGUUAUCAUUGGGGAGCAGGAACACCGCAUAGAUCUGCAGAUGAUCAAACCCUACAUGAGAGUGGUGACACAUGGAGGGUAUUAUGGAGAAGGUCUCAAUGCCAUCAUUGUCUUUGCUGCUUGCUAUCUCCCAGACAGUAACUUGGCUGACUACCAUUACAUCAUGGAGAAUCUCUUUUUGUAUGUUAUCAGCAGCUUGGAGUUGCUGGUGGCCGAAGACUAUAUGAUCGUAUAUCUGAAUGGAGCCACACCACGUCGGAGGAUGCCGGGCCUGGGCUGGUUGAAGAAAUGCUAUCAGAUGAUAGACAGAAGACUGAGGAAAAACCUGAAAGCUCUGAUAAUAGUGCAUCCUUCGUGGUUCAUCCGGACAGUGCUGGCUAUAUCCAGGCCCUUCAUCAGUGUGAAGUUUAUCAGUAAGAUCCAGUACAUUCACAGCCUGGAAGACCUGGAGCAGAUCAUCCCUAUGGAGCAUGUGCAGAUUCCCGAGUGUGUCGUACAAUAUGAAGAAGAGAGAAUCAAAGCCAGGAAAGAAAGAGCAGAAGAGAAACAAGAUAUGGCAGAAAAAGAAAGGUAAAUAUCCCAUAGUUGAUGCUA
Messenger RNA from Gavialis gangeticus (Gharial), 1496 nucleotides. RefSeq names its product ATCAY, caytaxin (gene ATCAY). Lineage: Eukaryota; Metazoa; Chordata; Crocodylia; Gavialidae. Gene Ontology annotation, cellular component: cytoplasm. Bases 430 to 1476 code for a protein of 348 amino acids. The transcript is spliced from 11 exons. Gene Ontology annotation, biological process: apoptotic process. The record is from RefSeq and is a predicted model, not a curated record.